AUGGACCAUAAGUCGGGGCAAUCACCUCAUCGUGAUUCCAGUCUUUCCAUUGAUCAGUCGGAGAAUUCAAAAGUGGAUGCCAUAAACGACUUUAAACCAGAGCCAGAACCAGAAAUGGAAGAAGAGACACGACCAGACCCUGAGACAGUAUUGAAAAGAGAACCGACUGGACCCAACCCCACUGACUUUCCCGAUGGUGGAUUGCAAGCUUGGCUGGUUGUUGUAGGGGGUUUCUGUGCGGUAUUCUGUGGCUUUGGCUGGAUCAACUGUAUUGGUGUCUUUCAAAAUUACUACGAACAUAAUCAAUUGAAACAUUACUCUUCGAGUACCAUCGCCUGGAUCCCUUCAACCCAAUCGUUCAUGUUGUUCUUCCCGGGAUUUCUUGCUGGGAAAAUGACAGACGAAAUGGGACCACGGAUUCCAAUUUUACUAGGCUCUUUUCUACAUGUCUUUGGGAUAAUGAUGACUUCGUUAUCCACUGAGUUCUAUCAGAUUUUCCUCGCACAAGCCGUAUGCAGUGGACUUGGGUGCUGUUUCCUCUUUUACCCAGUAAUUGUAGCCGCUGGGACCUGGUUUCGCAGACACCGCGCACUGGCAUUUGGCAUCAUUACCGCCGGCUCGAGCAUUGGCGGUGUCGUUCUGCCCAUCAUGGUUCAACGGCUCAUACCCCACAUCGGGUUUGGGUGGACAAUGCGAGCGGUCGGCUUCUUGUUCCUGGGUCUCCUUACUAUUGCCAAUCUCACCAUUAAGUCUCGCCUACCGCCAGCCCGUCGACCGUUCAACGUCAUGGAAAUGGUGAAGCCUUUCACGGAGAAGCCCUUUCUACUACUCGCGCUGGGAGCUUUCUUCAUUUACGUUGGGGGUUUCCUUCCGUUUAACUACAUUAUCCUCCAGGGUGAAGCAUCAGGCAUGUCAACAGAUCUGGCGAGCUAUUUGGUCCCAAUAUUGAACGCGGCAUCAACAUUUGGCCGUAUUCUCCCGGCUCAUUUAGGCGACUCCUUUGGUGUUUUCAACGUUAUGAUUGUCCUCACAGGAUUCGCAGCAAUCAUGACUCUCGCCCUCUGGCUGCCCGCCGCUGCAAACGCGCCCAUUAUCGUGUAUGCGGUUAUGUACGGCUUUGCAUCUGGUUGCACAUUAUCGAUUAUCCCAGCCAUGGUCGCUAAGCUCGGACACAUCAGCCAGCUGGGUGCCAGAAGCGGUGCUCUGUAUGCCUUCUCAUCGGUUGGCGUGCUGAUCGGAAGUCCUAUAGGAGGAGCAAUACAGAAGAAUCAGCAUGGCGGUUAUUCGGGGCUUAUUAUUUUCACGGGCGUUGCGCUGCUGAUUGGGACUUUCUUUGCUUUCCUCUCGAGAGCUGCUCAGGUGGGGUUGAAGAUUAAGGUUAGAGUUUAG
Molecule: messenger RNA, 1389 nt
Organism: Lachnellula hyalina
Lineage: Eukaryota; Fungi; Ascomycota; Leotiomycetes; Helotiales; Lachnaceae
Product: Fujikurins efflux protein
Exons: 5
Coding region: 1-1389 (462 amino acids)
Biological process (GO): transmembrane transport
Cellular component (GO): fungal-type vacuole membrane
Molecular function (GO): transmembrane transporter activity
Source: RefSeq, a predicted model, not a curated record